UUUCCCACCUUGCUCCCUAGAGCUCCUCAUGGGAGGGGGCACAUCUUGAUCGGAGACGAGGGCGGGUUUGCAGACUUUUUGGGGUGGGUGCACAUUGACCUUUUCAAGAUCCUAAUAAAAAUUUGAUUAAUCAGCCUGGAGUUCCUUGUUCCAGCUGACAUACUGUCUUUUAUCUCCCUCCAGUCCCAUAUUUCCAAGGACAUUUAAGUAGGGGGCCCUGGGAAGCUUCUCUGGGCCCUUAUGUGGAACUAGACCUGUUGGCCCUGGUUGGAUCAUGGCUACAGUCCUGGACCCUCAGGUGGACGUGGAAGUUGAGGAGUGUCUCAUAAUGAAAGUGGAAAAGGACUCCGAGUGGGCAUCGGAGCCCAUUCUGGAACGAUCAGACAGCACUGAAUGUGAGUCCUUUCGUAAAUGCUUCAGGCAGUUCUGUUAUGCGGAUGUGACGGGACCCCAAGAAGCUUUCAGUCAACUCUGGGAACUCUGCUGCCGGUGGUUGAAGCCAGAAACGCGUUCCAAGGAGCAGAUCCUCGAGCAGCUGGUAAUUGAACAGUUUCUCACCAUUCUGCCUGAGAAGAUUCAGGCUUGGGCACAGAAGCAGUGUCCAGAAAGUGGAGAGGAGGCUGUGGCCCUCGUGGUUCAUUUGGAGAAAGAGACCAGAAGAUUGAAAAAGCAGGUCAGUAGUUCCUUACACUCAAAGAAGCAAGCCUCACCUGGAACUGUGUGGGAAGUAGCUGACUUUGAGCCAGAGCAACUGGAGACCCAGCACAAGGUUGUUUCUCAGGAAGAAGCUGGAAGCCUCCUCUCAGGAUACCACGGACAACUGAACCAAAAACGAGAGCAUAGGCCACUACCUAAGAAUGCUCAUUCUUCUCUCUGGGUUCCUGUCCCUAGUGAUGAGUGGAACUCUGUAGAUCAGGAAGUAACAACCCAGUCACUGGUGUUAGUGUCGUUACAGGAACCAGUGAAGGAUGUCCACACAGUGAGAAGCUUUUCCUACAAAAAGAGUGUGCAUUCGAUUCCUGCUCACAGAGAUCUCUACCACGAAAUCAGGGAGGAAAGUGCAGAGAGCAUGGUUUCCCUGGGAGGCACUGUGUCUACAUCUAACAAGAUAGCCCAGUUGGAACAAAGAAAAGAGCCAUGGACUGUAGGUCUACAUUCCUCAAAUAAGAGGAAUAGUGUCCCGAGAAGCAACUGCAUCAAAGAGAAAUCAGUGAGUGCUGUUCAGAUCCCAGCAAGGAAUUCAGGGAAAGUGUGGCGAGAGCAGCAACAGUGGGGUUUAGAAGAUGAAAAAAUUGCAGGUGUGCACUGGAGCUAUGAGGAAACCAAGACUUUUCUUGCAAUUCUCAAGGAAUCUCGCUUUUAUGAAACACUCCAGGCUUGUCCCCGAAAUAGCCAGGUAUAUGGUGCUGUGGCUGAAUGGUUGCGAGAAUGUGGCUUCCUCCGAACACCAGAGCAGUGCCGGACCAAGUUCAAAAGUCUUCAGAAAAGUUAUAGAAAAGUGAGAAAUGGCCACAUGCUAGAACCCUGUGCCUUCUUUGAGGACAUGGAUGCCUUGUUAAACCCUACAGCCCAUACUUCAUCUACUGAUAAGCCAAAGGCUGUGAUCUCUCUCCCCAGACUAAAGAGACUUGGUAUUAGUGCUAAAGAACAGGUCAGUUUGGUGGAAGAGGAGGAUGAAGGUGCUGAAGACUCGGAUGGUGAUGAAAUGGGCAUUGAGUUUAUACGCAAGUCUGAAGUGCAUACUGCCCCUGUUUUGUUUCAAAACCUAAGUGGUGUGCAUUGGGGCUAUGAAGAAACCAAGACCUUUCUUGAUAUCCUUCGUGAGACUCGGUUUUAUGAAGCACUUCAAGCCUGUCAUCGCAAAAGCAAAUUGUAUGGAGUCGUGGCUGAACAACUUCGAGAGUGUGGCUUUCUCCGGACACCAGAGCAAUGCCGAACCAAGUUCAAAAGCCUUCAGAAGAGUUACCGAAAAGUGAAGAAUGGCCAUGUACUGGAGUCGUGUGCAUUUUACAAGGAGAUGGAUGCUCUCAUUAACUGCCGUACAUCUGCCCAUUCUACCAACACCUCAGAAGAAAUUCCAUCACUCUCUAGGCAAGAAAGAGGACAUAUUGUGGUUGAACCCCAAGAGCCUACAAUUUGGGAACCUGAGGAGACCUCACAGGAAGCAGUGUUAGAAGAUUCUGGUACUGAGAGAAUGAGUGAUGAGGAAAUUAUAGAAGAGCCAGAAUUCCAAGAACCCACAGGCUCACCCCAAAGUCCAACUGAUUUUGAAAUUGGAAAUAGUAUUAAAGAGGACCCAACACAGGUAAUAUUUAAGGACAAAGAGCCCCAUGGGGCAUUAAUAGAAAAGUCUAAAAGCUUUGUUUCACAGAAUACCAACCCCAGUAAGUAUUAUAAAAGGGAAUGCAUCUCAGGAAGACAAUGGGAAAACCUUCAAGGAAUUAGACAGGGAAAACUGAUAUCUCAACCUAGAGAUAUGGGGAAGGCUACAGUGCAUCACAGGCCUUUCAUGGGGAGGAGACCAUACAGACUUCUCAAAUAUGGAGAAAACUUUGGAAGGAGUGCCCGUCUUAUGUGCAGGAUGGCCCACCAGAAAGAGAACCCUUACAAGUGUGGUGUCUGUGGGAAGUGCUUUGGUAGAAGCAGGAGCCUAAUCAGACACCAAAGAAUCCACACAGGGGAAAAGCCUUUCAAAUGUUUUGAUUGUGGGAAAAGCUUUAAUGACUCCUCAAAUUUUGGAGCCCACCAGAGAAUCCACACUGGAGAGAAGCCGUACAGAUGCGGAGAGUGUGGGAAAUGCUUCAGUCAGAGCUCAAGCCUUAUCAUCCAUCAGAGAACCCAUACUGGUGAGAAGCCCUAUCAAUGUGGAGAGUGUGGGAAAAGCUUCACCAACAGUUCUCACUUCAGUGCCCACCGCAGAGUCCAUACUGGAGAGAAUCCCUACAAAUGUGGGGACUGUGAGAAGAGCUUCAAUAACUGCGCAAGACUUCGAGAACACCGGCGAAUCCACACUGGAGAGAAACCCUAUACAUGUGCCCAAUGUGGCAAACAUUUCAGUAAGAGCUCUUUCCUCACCAAACAUCGAGAAGUCCACAUGAGAGAAAAGCUACUACCAUACUCUUCCCCUGGGUACUUACCAGAAAAUCUCCUAAGGGGGAAGAGUGAUGAGUUCAGGAAGGCCUUUUGACAAUGAGCUUCUUUUUCCACAUGCCCCAUUAGCCAUCUUAUCCUGCCCCCACUCUUGGAAGCAAUCUUUUCUUAGCUAUAAAUUGCAGUUCCCAAGGCAGGCCUGAGAAUAUAAAUAAGCUAGAUUUUUUUCAUCUGUUCUCACCUCAUGUUCUAACAUGCUCAGUCUGCCUCUUAUGAGUCUUGACUAUUCCAGUAAAGUGAGAUAAUAAGUUUUUUGAGUUCAGAAUAAAAUUCCUAUUAGAAUGUUGAGACCAAUGCUAUUGUCCAGCAACUAUCAAUACUCUCACAAAUGAGUAAAAGUUCUUUUCAAAUAUAUAUGGUAGCAACUUGACAA
Molecule: messenger RNA, 3523 nt
Organism: Phodopus roborovskii (desert hamster)
Lineage: Eukaryota; Metazoa; Chordata; Mammalia; Rodentia; Cricetidae
Gene: Zkscan2
Product: zinc finger with KRAB and SCAN domains 2
Exons: 7
Coding region: 275-3187 (970 amino acids)
Biological process (GO): regulation of transcription by RNA polymerase II
Molecular function (GO): DNA-binding transcription factor activity, RNA polymerase II-specific; RNA polymerase II cis-regulatory region sequence-specific DNA binding
Source: RefSeq, a predicted model, not a curated record